GAGUCUCGUCGCGUCGCGGGGUCGAGCGGCACCGACUUCGUCCCUCCGUCCGGCGGCUCGCCUGCCCGCUCGUCCCCGCCGCUGCGCCAUGUCCCCCGCUGCGGUGGUCCGGGGGCUGGCGCUGGCCGCGCUGCUGGUGCUGAGCCCGGCGGGGGCAGCCCGGCAGGCGCGGAGGCCCAACGUGGUGCUCAUCCUCACCGACGACCAGGACGUCUGCCUGGGCGGCAUGACCCCCCUAAAGAAGACUAAUGCUCUCAUUGCACAGAUGGGAAUAACCUUCCAAAAUGCAUAUGUUCCCAGUGCACUUUGCUGUCCCAGUCGAGCUAGCAUUUUAACAGGAAAAUAUCCACAUAAUCAUCAUGUUGUCAAUAACACUCUGGAGGGAAACUGUAGCAGCAAGUUAUGGCAGAAGAUUCAAGAACCAUACACCUUCCCAGCGCUGCUCAAAACUAUGUGUGGUUAUCAAACAUUCUUUGCUGGAAAGUAUUUGAAUGAGUAUGGAGCAGAGGAUGCAGGAGGAAUAGGUCAUGUCCCUCCUGGAUGGAGUUUUUGGUAUGCUUUGGAGAAAAAUUCAAAGUACUACAACUAUACUCUUUCAGUAAAUGGCAAAGCACGAAGGCAUGGUGAAAACUACAGUGUAGAUUAUCUGACAGAUGUACUGGCCAACAUGUCAUUGGACUUCUUGGAGUGUAAAUCUAAUUUUGAACCUUUCUUUAUGAUGAUCUCAACCCCAGCACCGCACUCCCCUUGGACGGCUGCUCCACAGUAUACAAAGAGUUUUCAGAAUGUCAGUGCACCAAGAAACAGCAAUUUUAAUAUACAUGGAAAGAACAAGCACUGGCUAAUUCGACAAGCAAAGACUCCAAUGACUAACUCUUCAAUACAGUUUCUUGAUGAUGCUUAUAGAAAGCGGUGGCAAACUCUGCUGUCAGUAGAUGACCUGAUAGAGAAACUAGUGAAGAAACUGGAACUGAAUGGAGAAUUAGACAACACGUACAUCUUUUACACAUCAGACAAUGGCUUCCACACUGGCCAGUUUUCUUUGCCAAUAGACAAACGGCAGCUGUAUGAGUUUGAUAUCAAAGUUCCAUUGCUAGUUCGAGGACCAGGGAUAAAACCAAAUCAGACAAACAAGAUGCUUGUUGCAAAUAUUGAUUUGGGUCCCACUAUUCUGGAUAUCGCGGGGUAUGACUUGAAUAAGACCCAGAUGGAUGGGAUGUCACUAUUGCCGCUGUUGAGAGGAGACAAAAAAGUGACAUGGAGAUCAGACUUCUUGGUGGAGUACCAAGGAGAAGGAUACAAUGGCAGCGAUCCUACCUGUCCUGGCCUAGGACCUGGAGUCACACACUGCUUCCCAGACUGUGUCUGUGAAGAUGCCUAUAACAACACAUAUGCUUGUGUAAGGACGCUGUCAACUUCCUGGGAUCUGCAGUACUGUGAAUUUGAUGACCGGGAGGUGUUUGUGGAAGUGUAUAACUUGACUGCAGAUCCACACCAGAUCAAUAACAUUGCUAAAACAAUUGAUCAAGAAAUUCUAGAAAAGAUGAACUAUCGAUUAAUGAUGCUGCAGUCCUGUUCAGGAGCAACUUGCCGUACACCAGGUGUCUUCGAUCCCGGGUACAGGUUUGACCCACGGCUCAUGUUCAGCAAUCAUGGUGUUCGGGCUCGGAGGUUUUCUGCACAGUCCCUAUAAGGCACUUCAGAGCCUCUUGCAAUCAGCUCCUACUGACCAGUUUCUCCAGUGACUGCAGCAGGUCUGUCUCUGUAACUCUCGUUGAUCGCAGCUGGAAGACUUUUCAUGGGCUAUUCAAACCCUGUUUGGAAGAAAAACCCUUGUCUUUAGCUGGUUGCCUUGUGCAAUAUGUAUAUUUUACAGCUGAACUCUAACUCUGAAUCAUUAGACACAGCUAAUCUGUCUUGCUCAGAUAGUUGAUUACCACCUUUGUCUUUCAAGUACCUUUUCAUAUCACAGGCACAGAGGUGAACCUAUGCCUAUGAAUCUGAACAGUUUAUUUUGUUCUAAAAAUCAAUAAAUGCAUAUUUGAGUCGGGUUAGAUAGGCAGGUGCUAUUGCACAGUAAUGCUCACCCACAUUGUGUCAUAGACUUUCUUAAAAGCUAUGUUUAAUUAUAGGUUUCCUGUAUCAAGCUCAAAGCUGUUAAUGACAAUAGCAAACUAGCCCAAAAUAGUGUAGGAAGGCAUUAGUCAAAACUGUAGGAACUGACUAGCAAGUGUCUUGUGCAGAAUUAAAAUCCUUAUGCUAAAUAUUCUCUUUAAACGAGACCACUUCAAACGAGACCAAUGAAUUUGGUAGGACAGCUUUGGUAGCUUGCAAACAAGAAUGUAAUUUCAACCUCCUCCAGUUUGAAAUGCUGGAAUGGGUUACUGAGUACUACUGAAAAAAAUCUUAGGGUUUAAUAUAGGCUUCCUAGCGAGUUAAACAAGAGUGAGACUAACAAGUAUUCAAAUAAGUGUGCCUGUGUUUUGAGCUAACUCAAGUCUGUUUUAAUACAUGAACAGAAGUAAUACUAAAAAAAAAAAAUACAAAAAAACCAGGGCACCACAGUAGUUCAUCUGUCUCUAACCUUCAAAUGUCUUGAAUUGUCUAACAUCUUAUGUUGAUUAGAUUCUUGAAGGUAAAUUAUUUUGAAGGCAAACUAGCUAAAAAUAAAUAAAUCAUUGCUCACUAGAAGUUAGGCUAAGAGGGCAUUUUAGGCAGUUUAAGUGCUUCAUACAGUGUUGCUGUUUGGUUGAGACAUAACUACUCAGAACCUGCAGUAAGUGGCCUUCACACCAAAGGACUGCAUGUCAGAUGUCUGACUGCAGUACGUUAUCACUUGGUUUCCCUUUGGAAGGGGGGUGAUGUCUUUUCAACCUUCUGAUUAGGCUUAUCUGAAAUGUAGCCAUCACUUGCACCCAAACUUGAGUAUCUUUCUAAAUCUUGAAAAACACCCAAACUUGCAUUAGCAUAUGACUUCUGUAUAGAUUCAUUGGCAAAACACCUAGAAACACUGAAUUGUGCAUCUUUUGCCCACAAGCCACAUGAACUUGUCUUGCAAAUCAGCUGUUUUAUCGGGCAAGAUAAUUGUUCCCUUGUCAAACAAACUGUGGCACAACUAUUUAGUUUUCAGUUAGUUAUUUCAGAUCUUUUACCCAAAUAGAGAGCAUGAUGAUUUCAACUUCUGUCACAUAAAACCUUCUACUAAGUAAUCAUUAAGUAGGCAACAAAGUGUGACUCUUUCAAAACUGUGAAGGUGCAUACCCCGGUGCACAGAUCCACAAACUGGAUACAGGCAAUGCUACAAUAAGAUAAGUUGAACUUUCUUGGCUUUUAAUUCUGAAGCACAGAAGUUGUCCUUCCUGUAGCUUAGAGUUGCAAACUUUUGUGGUGGUCUACAGGUUAGAUUUUAUAGAGCUUUUGUCUCAAAUCUAACUCGUUGUUUCAGAUCUCUAGAGUGACCAAAUAUUUGGAGAAAAAAAAUUGCUUGAAAGGUAACUUUUCAGCUGGAGCAUCUGUAUAAAUGCAGAGGUUUUUGGAUAUUCAAACUACUUGGUUCAAAUACUCAGGACUUUUUCCUCCACUGCAACUGUAGCUUUAUCCUGUUUUUUGUUUCUCAAGCCUUAGUGUUGCCCAUCAAUAUCCUUCAGACUCUGUUUUGUCUUUAAAAACAAAACCAAAGUUGUUUUCAUGCUCUCAAGCAUUUUCUUGCAAACUGAGCUAAACCUAAUGUUCAUUUACAUAGUGUUUUGCUCAGAUAAUUCUAGGAACUUAGACUUGUUCUUUUGUUUAAACUUUAUUUUGGUAGCUGUGUGGAGGCUAGCGUGAAUACAUUGAUUGCUGCACAUUAAACCCUCAACAGUUCUAUUGAAUCUAGGUCAUAUGUCAAGUUUCUACUUGAGUUAAGUGUCAGUGCAAGUAAUGUGGGUUAUGAUGUUGCUUCUUAAUAGAAAAGAAACUUUGUUAUGACACAGAUGUGUAACUAACUCUCUCUCUUCUUAAAGUGAUCUUAAGCCAUAACAAGGCAAUUUUCUUUUGAAUGAUUUACUUUUUGCCUAAUAAUAAUAUGAAAGUUGACAGAAUUGAUACAGAUUAUUCAAUGUGUGACCAGAUGUUUUAUCCAAAUUAACACCCUUGCUAUCUGCACACACCUGUAAAGCAUUUUGUAACUAGGCUCAAUAACUUACACACUCACUGUCAGAGAACCACACUAUACCUGAAAUCUGUCAUAGGUAGAAAAUGUUGUAUUGAAUUGAAAUUCAGAAUGAAAUUAGUCAGUCCUUACUUAACCAGAAUAGCGGUUCAGGAAAAUAUCUGCUUCACUCCCACUUUUGAUAAAGACUUAAGAACUGUUCAGCAAAAGCAUGUAGUUGAAGGAGGAACAGGAAUCAACAGCUGCCUGCCUGCUGUUGCUUUUACAGGAGUUUGUCACUUGUCUGGUGUCUAUUUCCAUGAAGCAGUUAAUUCUGAGUAUUUUUACAGCCUUGAAUGAACAGUGUUAAUUCUUAGCCCUGAUGAUUAAAAAAAACCACUAUGAAGGAACUUCGACUUUUAUGGAGAUGUAAUUCCCAACCAAGUGAUUUUAAAACUAAAUGGUCUUCCUGGAUAUUCCAUUUCAUAUGCUAUUUGGCCAUGGCUCUAUCUGUACCUUGUUACUGAAGGCAUUGGUGUUAAAUGAAAGGGCCUUACCAGUAGAGUUUUAAAUGAAAGGGCCUUACUGGUACAGAGUUGGGUUUAGGUAAAACGCGAUUUUUUUAUUUUUUUUUUUAAAUCAUAAUUAUCAAAAGCAGAGCUGUGAACUUUAAUGAUCUGAUCUGGUAAAGUAGAUGCUAUACAGGGAGAAAUACAGUUAAUAACUUUAUUACAUUAUCCUAAAUCAAAAAACAUUCAGUAUCAUCGCUUCAGCAUAAGGCAAUAAGGCUGGUAAACUGGGCUUCUUCAUUUUGAGGAAUAAAGCUGUAACAGGGACACAUACAUGCAAACACACACUCAAAGCAGGUAUAAUACCUUUUCAAUCAAGUUAAAUUUAAGACUGAUUCUACAAGCUAAAUACAAUAUUUCAUCAUAAUGAAACAGCUGUCAUUUAUUGUGAUUCAGUUAAAAUUAAUUUUGUUUGUAUUUCUCUGUAUGUAUGUGAGCAUACUUUGCUGUAGCAUGUUGUGAGCAUACUUAACUUCUGCUGUUUUGAACGUUUGUUUAGAAAGUGCCCUUCCAGAGGACCCUGUUCACUGCUGCACUUUUGGGGAAAGAAAAAUAAACUGCCUAUCAAACUUC
This is a messenger RNA of Gymnogyps californianus (California condor), 5271 nucleotides long. It is a transcript of the gene GNS, whose product is annotated as glucosamine (N-acetyl)-6-sulfatase. Gene Ontology annotation, biological process: glycosaminoglycan metabolic process. Bases 89 to 1693 code for a protein of 534 amino acids. The transcript has 14 exons. Gene Ontology annotation, molecular function: glycosaminoglycan binding; N-acetylglucosamine-6-sulfatase activity. NCBI's taxonomy places the organism in Eukaryota, Metazoa, Chordata, Aves, Accipitriformes, Cathartidae. The record is from RefSeq and is a predicted model, not a curated record.